AGACAAAGAGUUCAUGUAUAUUGAAAUGUCUUCAUUUUAACCAUCACCUUUUUUGUCCUUAUUCAACCCUCUUCCUCUCUUUUUAUACCUUUCACAACUAAAUCUUUACCACUUUUUAAAGUCCCUUAACAUCAGCAAUCAAACAAGUGCUUGCCAAAAGUGAUUGCCACUACAAUUAAUGGCGAGGCUAGAGAGGGAUGGCACAAAUAAAAGCCUAGAGAGUCUAAUGGACUCUCACAAACCAGGAACCACAACAAAUGGGAACCAACUCAGGCCCCAGAAGUCCAUUCCUGGUUACGGCCUAGAAUUCACUAACCUCUCAUAUAGUAUCAUAAAGAAGCUGAAAAAGGACGGUGUUUGGAUCAACAAAGAAGCAUAUCUUCUUCAUGAUAUAUCUGGCCAGGCAGUAAAAGGUGAAAUCAUGGCAAUCAUGGGGCCUAGUGGUGCUGGAAAAUCUACCUUUCUUGAUGCCUUGGCAGGGAGAAUUGCUAAAGGGAGUCUACAAGGAUCAGUUAGAAUUGAUGGAAAGCCGGUAACUACGAGCUACAUGAAAAUGGUGUCAUCAUAUGUGAUGCAAGAUGACCAGCUCUUCCCUAUGUUGACAGUUUUUGAAACAUUUAUGUUUGCUGCAGAAGUUAGGCUUCCUCCUUCUAUUUCCAGGGACGAAAAAAAGAAGAGGGUUCAUGAGCUCCUUGAUAAACUGGGCUUACAGAGUGCUACACAUACCUAUAUUGGUGACGAGGGAAGGAGAGGAGUGUCGGGAGGUGAACGAAGAAGGGUAUCUAUCGGCAUAGAGAUCAUUCAUAAGCCAUCACUUCUUUUUCUGGACGAACCUACCUCAGGACUUGAUUCUACAAGUGCAUACAGUGUAGUGGAAAAGAUUAAAGACAUAGCUCAGGGUGGUAGCAUUGUCCUCAUGACCAUACAUCAGCCUUCAUUUAGAAUUCAAAUGCUCCUCGACAAGAUCACUGUCCUCGCAAGGGGAAGAUUGAUAUACAUGGGAAGGCCAGAUGCACUUCACACUCACCUUUCCGGAUUUGGAAGGCCUGUACCUGAUGGAGAAAACAGUAUUGAGUAUCUCCUAGAUGUUAUAACUGAAUAUGAUCAAGCAACGGUUGGACUUGACCCUCUUGUUCAAUACCAACAUGAUGGUCAUAAACCUGACCCAGCAGCCAUGACCCCAGUUCCAAAACCUCCAGGUACACCUUAUAGAAGGAACACCCCAGCAUCUAAACACAUGAUUAGCCUGCGCAGCCAAGGGUUUACUGCUGGUACACCACAGCCUGAUUCUGCACAGUUUGGUCUUGAUGAUGAGGAAGAUGAUGAUGAAAAUUUUGAUAACUCCCUUGAAAGGAGAAGUGUUAAAACAACAAGGAACAUUGUAACCAGUGGUGUUUAUCCACGUUUAGCUUCUCAGUUCUACCAAGAUUUCUCAGCCAAAGAUUUCUCCGUCUGGCUUUACAAUGGUGUAGUAGGAACCCCACGUCGCCAUCCAUCAUGGACUCCGGCAAGAACUCCAGCAUGGACACCUGGGAAAACACCCUUGUCAGGACCAAGAAGUUUUAUUUCCAACCAACAUUCUGCAUCUUAUCAGGAUCAUUAUUAUCUCCAAAAAUCUCAUUCUGCGGUUAGCCAGUCUAUGGAUUACUCUGAAACUUCAUAUGCACCUUCGUAUGAAGAGUUUGAGAUUGAGGAAGUGCUCGAUGAGCAGGACCUUGGACCUAAGUAUGCAAACCCAUGGUUGCGUGAGGUUGCAGUGCUCUCAUGGCGAACUGUACUCAAUGUAAUUCGUACUCCAGAACUCUUUGCCUCUCGUGAGAUUGUGCUGACUGUUAUGGCACUUGUCUUAUCCACCAUUUUCAAUAACCUGGGUGAUACUACUUUCAAAGACAUCAAUAGGCUCCUCAAUUUCUACAUCUUCGCGGUGUGCCUUGUUUUCUUUUCUUCUAAUGAUGCAGUCCCAUCUUUUAUCAAUGAAAGGUUCAUCUUCAUCAGGGAAACAUCCCACAAUGCUUACCGUGCUUCUUCAUAUGUAAUAUCUUCCCUCAUUGUUUACCUCCCAUUUUUUGCUGUUCAAGGCCUAACGUUUGCUGUCAUAACCAAAUUAAUGCUCCACUUGAAAAGCGAUCUCUUCAAUUUCUGGAUGAUACUAUUUUCCUCCCUCAUUACUACCAAUGCAUAUGUGAUGCUUGUUAGCGCACUUGUUCCUAGUUACAUCACAGGCUAUGCAGUAGUCAUUGCCACAACAGCACUCUUCUUUUUAACCUGUGGUUUCUUCCUCAAACGAACUCAGAUACCCUUUUACUGGAAGUGGCUCCAUUAUAUUUCUGCAAUCAAAUACCCAUUUGAGGGACUGCUGAUUAAUGAAUUCAAGAAUGAUCGGGGCUGCUAUACAGGAAACAAAGCAGAUUUAUCCCCGGGACCUUUAGGGGACGUGAAGCCUAGCAAACACCACAAUUCCAGUCUGCCCCUUAACUGCUUAUUAGGAGAAGACGUCUUGUCCACAAUGGAUAUUACAAUGGAAAGCCUAUGGUAUGACAUCUUAAUCCUGCUAGCUUGGGGUAUUCUUUACAGGUUCUUCUUCUACCUUGUUUUGCGAUUCUACUCCAAGAAUGAAAGGAAAUGAAUCAUUUACCACUCCCAAUUUCUUGGGAUAAUUUAUUACUUAAAAGGCACAGUGAUCACAUUUUUUCUUGUAUUAUUACUAUCAUAUUCAUGCCAUUACAUAAUAUUCUGUUGAGAAAGCUCACAAGUUUUUUGCUUUUCUGCCUUGCAAAAAACGACUAGCAAUUCUUACAUGUUACAGAAAGCUGGAUGCCUAGAUCGAAA
Messenger RNA from Trifolium pratense (red clover), 2829 nucleotides. Its product is annotated as ABC transporter G family member STR. Gene Ontology annotation, cellular component: membrane. The record is from RefSeq and is a predicted model, not a curated record. Gene Ontology annotation, molecular function: ATP binding; ATP hydrolysis activity; ABC-type transporter activity. Lineage: Eukaryota; Viridiplantae; Streptophyta; Magnoliopsida; Fabales; Fabaceae. The coding region runs from base 179 to 2626 and encodes 815 amino acids. The transcript has 4 exons.